AUGGUCUUUUCAAACAACAGGCGUCAGUCUCAGAGUUGUGAUGCGUGUCGAGCACGCAAAGUACGAUGCGCAAGGGAGAAUCAGGACGAUCCUCAGACGUCUUGUAAGCAUUGUAUUGCCCUCGGCAUACCAUGUACAUACGACUACCAGCCCAAGAAGAGGGGACCACCGAAUUUAUAUCUGCGUCGCCUGCAAGAAGCGGCAGCGGCUGCAGCAGCAGCACAAGCCGCUGGAAACGGCACGGACAGUGUUGAUGCAACAUCGCCAGGAGCGGCUGCAAGUGUGAAGAGUCCAACGCAGCCGCCGACUGUCGUGCCUUCACAGAAUGCGACGUCCCCUUUCCUUGAAUCGUCACUCAGCCCCAUCAACAAUAUCUCGGCAUCAGCAGCUAUAUCUCCCUCUAGAUAUCCCAUCGCCGCUGAUACGUAUCAUCCGCAUUAUCCCGGUAUGCAUACCAUCCCAAGCAUUACUCGACGUAUGUCUGAGUCGUCGACCUCUGGUUCGACUUCAGGGAUUCCGCGCUCUACAAUGAGCAAUUCCACGUCAUCUGACGCAUUUAGCACUUACCCACUGUAUAACUGGUCUGCAGCCUACAAGCAGCAAGCCCAGCUCCCCGUGCCACCACCCAACGCUCUUCCCCCCUUGUCAUAUUACUACCGGCCGCAUCGGCUCGAAGACGUGGCUCCCCGGGAGACAAUUAUGCUCAUCAUAAACCUUUUCUUCGAUUUCGUGUAUCCGCUCACACCUUGCGUGCACAAGCCGUCAUUCAUGGCUGAUCUGCACUCACGGAGGGAAGAGCGCGAUCCGCUCUUUUUCGCAUUGGUAAUGUCGACCUGCGCCUCCACACUUGUCCAGGUCCCACGCUCCUAUCUACCCAUGGAACGUCAUACUGUGCGCAAACUCGCCCAGAUAUGCCAUGAAUCAAGCAGGCACAUAUCUGUGGCAUCGUACGACCCUCCGCAAUCAAUUCAUGUUGUCAUUCGUUACUUCGACACUGUAUAUCACUUCUGUGAGGGACACGACGCAACGUCUCACGCGUCUUUCGGAGAGGCAGCGCACAUCGCCGUAACAUUACACAUGCAUGAAGAGACGUCAUACGAAGGCCUUGAUCCCGUCGAGUGCGAAAUACGCCGGCGGACUUUCUGGCUGUUAUUCGGUGCAGACAAGUCCAUGUCAAUCCUGCUGGGCCGCCCGAUCUGUUUACGCGAUGAGGAUUGUACGCUCCAUUUCCCAAAAGAGGUCGACGAUGAGUAUAUCACGCCAAAUGGUAUUCUUCCGCAACCACACGGGAAAACCGCCAUCGUAUCGGGACUGAAUUACAUCUCGCGAAUCUUUGCUUUGCUCGGUGAGAUACAGGUGCGCAUUCGGGUGGAUAAACGCUCCCCACCACAGGGACAUUUUGCGACGGCUCGGCUAGAAGAAGUUCGGUCACUGCACACUCGGAUCAUGUCUGCCCUCAUGCAUACGCCUGCUCCGUUGCGUCUGAAGAGUGCAGGAGUACAAGCGUCGCACAUGCCCGCGGAACUUGGUGGUGCAGGCUUCCGUCAGGCAACAUUUGCAGAGGUCAAAGACUUCUUUGACAACCCAAAUGCAAGCCGUGCAAACGCAUCAAAUGCAUUCCUUGUUAUGCAAGCAAACCUUUAUGUCACGCAGCAACUUGUGCGAUUCGUGAUUGAACAGUAUCGGGACGAACUGAUUGCACAACUACGUGGAACAACCGAUAUGCGGAUCAUUGAAGAGCAGGAAGCCGUCGUGGCAGAGGGACGCGAAGCAGUAGCAAGUGACUUGCUCAACGUUCUACAUUCAAUACCAAUCCAAUCGAUCGCGACGAACGGACCUUCACUUGUACACAAGGUUCGUUUUGUCGCAUCUAGUCUUCUGGACGCUGUGCGCAAAGCCGAGACUGCACCUGCAACGGCUGCCCGUGCUCACGCUUACUUGUGGGACUUCCUUUCAAUUUUAUCCGAAAUCGAAAGGAACUAUCUAUUGGACGACGACCGUGAUGGCGGCUCGAGCGGGGAUUCGACAACCAUACUCAACAACUGA
This is a messenger RNA of Fomitiporia mediterranea MF3/22, 2046 nucleotides long. RefSeq lists its product as uncharacterized. Gene Ontology annotation, biological process: regulation of DNA-templated transcription; DNA-templated transcription. The transcript has 8 exons. The record is from RefSeq and is a predicted model, not a curated record. Bases 1 to 2046 code for a protein of 681 amino acids. Gene Ontology annotation, molecular function: zinc ion binding; DNA-binding transcription factor activity, RNA polymerase II-specific; DNA binding. Lineage: Eukaryota; Fungi; Basidiomycota; Agaricomycetes; Hymenochaetales; Hymenochaetaceae.